Messenger RNA from Megalopta genalis, 1651 nucleotides. Its product is annotated as methionine aminopeptidase 1. Gene Ontology annotation, cellular component: cytosol. The record is from RefSeq and is a predicted model, not a curated record. Lineage: Eukaryota; Metazoa; Arthropoda; Insecta; Hymenoptera; Halictidae. Gene Ontology annotation, molecular function: metalloaminopeptidase activity. Gene Ontology annotation, biological process: proteolysis.
UAAAACAGCACAGGAUCGUCUCAAAUUACUUCUUCCUGUUCGUGCCUCGUUCGUCGAGUCACGUUAUACAAGUUUUUCAGAAGAAUUCGUUAAAAAUGGCACUUGCUUAUGGUAUGUGCGAAACAGCCGGCUGCAAUACUGUGGCCAGCCUCCGGUGUCCAACAUGUGUGAAAAUGGGUAUACAAGGCUCCUAUUUCUGCACCCAGGAUUGUUUCAAACGCAGUUGGAAAACACAUAAAGUUAUCCAUAAGAUAGCAAAAGGAACAGGUGCAGAUACGUCAUCUAAUGACUAUAAUCCAUGGCCUUAUUACCAUUAUACCGGACAACUGCGACCUUAUAAAAGAGAACCUCGUCGAGAAGUUCCUGAACAUAUUAAACGUCCAGAUUAUGCUACUACUGGUAUUCCUGUAAGCGAACAGGCAGUCAGAGAUUCCAGUCAGAUAAAAGUUCUUGACGAUGAAGAAAUUGAGGGUAUGCGAGUAGCUUGCAAGCUUGGACGUGAAGUAUUGGAUGAAGCAGCACGUACCUGCGACGUGGGUGUUACAACUGCUGAGAUCGAUAGAGCUGUUUACGAAGCUUGUAUCGAACGAGACUGCUAUCCAUCUCCAUUGAAUUAUUAUCAGUUCCCAGCUAGUUGUUGUACUUCUGUGAACGAAGUAAUUUGCCAUGGUAUUCCUGAUACCAGACCGCUUCAAGAUGGAGACAUUUGCAAUGUUGACGUAACCGUAUAUCACAACGGUUUCCACGGCGAUUUGAACGAGACGUUCUUAGUCGGCAACGUGAAGCCAGAGGUAAAGAAAUUAGUGGAAAUUACUCAUGAGUGUUUGGCGAAAGCUAUUGCCAUUGUUCGGCCGGGUGAAAAGUACAGAGAAAUUGGCAAUGUAGUUCAAAAGUAUGCACAAGCCCAUGGUUGCAGCGUAGUACGCAGCUACUGCGGCCACGGAAUACAUCGCCUGUUUCACACUGCCCCAAGUGUACCUCACUAUGCCAAAAACAAAGCUGUCGGCGUGAUGAAACCGGGGCAUUGCUUUACUAUAGAGCCGAUGAUAUCUCACGGCACAUGGAGAGACGAAACGUGGCCAGACAAGUGGACAGCGGUCACCGCGGACGGUCAGUGGUCAGCUCAGUUCGAGCAUACGUUGUUAGUCACGGAAACUGGCUGUGACAUUCUCACAAAGCGGCUCACAAACGACGGCAAACCGUGGUUUAUGGACCGGCCUUAAUAGUAUUUCCUUACGUAUUAUCGUCGGGUUAUAACAUCAUUUUCAAUUUCGUGGAUAUAUAAGCAUUGUACUGCUUAAAUACCCUUGUUUCUGUUCAAACGAGAUCUCGUUUUUCAAGAUUCACCAUGACGUAACGCGAAGGUAACGAUAGUGUGACGCUGAACAAUCGAAAUUCGUGUUCUGUAAGAUAUUUUUUACGAAGUAACUGUCCCAUUGGCUAGUUUUAUAAAACUGUUAGAAAGACGACGGUAACAAUGAUUCUUGAAAACUAGAAUCUCGUUAGAUGUUUUUGUUUGUACCCGAAAUGGCUCCUGUACCAUAUAGAAUUACCUCAUUGAUACAUAUAUGUACAUAUAUAAGUGUAACACAAAUUGGUGAUGCGCAAUGAUUGAAAUAAAACAAAUCGAUUCUGUAAAUCAAAAAAGCAA